Molecule: messenger RNA, 393 nt
Organism: Penicillium pulvis
Lineage: Eukaryota; Fungi; Ascomycota; Eurotiomycetes; Eurotiales; Aspergillaceae
Gene: pfy1
Product: profilin
Exons: 5
Coding region: 1-393 (130 amino acids)
Cellular component (GO): cell cortex
Molecular function (GO): actin monomer binding
Source: RefSeq, a predicted model, not a curated record
AUGGGCGCCCACUCUGCAGUCUGGCAAGGCUACGUCGACUCGAGCCUGAUGGGCUCCGGUCAAUUCGACAAGGCCGGUAUUCUUGCCGCGGACUUCUCUGGCCUUGAGGCCCAGUCCCCUACCUUCACGCUCACCCAGGAUGACAUUAACUCCCUGGCUGUUGCGUUCACAAACCCCGACGACGCCUUCGCUAAGGGCUUCUCCAUCGGUGGUGAGAAGUUCGUCGCUAUCAAGGCCGAUGCUCGCUCCCUAUACGGCAAGAAGGGUAAGGAGGGCGCUAUUGUUGUCCGUGCCUCCUCUUGUACCAUGAUCGCCCACCACGGCGAGAACGUUCAGACUACCAACGCUGCUACCGUUGUCGAGAACCUUGUUGACUACCUUAACAAGGCCUAA